UGAAAAAAUGUGCUUCCAGUUUACUAGUUUUUGCAUGAUUUCAUUAUAAUCAUUGUUUUAAGUGUACUGUUUAUUUUUAAUACUGAUUGAAUGUAUGAUUAAUUACUGUUAUCUGCUGAAAACUGAAAUGGUAAAAUCAUAAAAAGUGAAACUAUUUGCAUUAUCUAUGGAUUUCCAGAAAAAAAUCACAAGGAAUUCAAAACUGGCCAUUUGUCCAGAAUGUUCACAACAGUUCAUAUUGAAAGAUUAUUUGAAGAAGAAGAAGCAGCCGCUGCUGAUUGGCUGUGGGCAUUCAGCUUGUGAGAGCUGCAUUCGUUCAGCGGUGACUGCCAAGAGGGACAUUGUAUGCAAGUUUUGUGGCUUUACCAAACCGUUUGAACCGGAAAUGGCUGAUGAUUUGCAGAAUUUUUUCCCCAUUGAUCAGUUCACCGUUGGCAGAUUGAUCAGGGGAUCUUCAAUAGGAAUCUAUAACUCGGUUGAGUUGAGAAAAAAUUUUAAAAAGACACAGGCUUCGACGAAAAGUAAGUAUUCUCCAAUUCUACCAAUUUUCUCACUUUCAUUGAAUACUAUCCCACAAACAUUAAGGGUCGGUUUCCGAGCUUGGGAGAGUCCAGGACGAAAAUAAGCGCUCGGGUCUAAAUCGACUUAACGAGUCACGGGUUUAUCUUCUA
Molecule: messenger RNA, 671 nt
Organism: Nilaparvata lugens (brown planthopper)
Lineage: Eukaryota; Metazoa; Arthropoda; Insecta; Hemiptera; Delphacidae
Exons: 3
Coding region: 167-625 (152 amino acids)
Source: RefSeq, a predicted model, not a curated record